Molecule: messenger RNA, 3933 nt
Organism: Magnolia sinica
Lineage: Eukaryota; Viridiplantae; Streptophyta; Magnoliopsida; Magnoliales; Magnoliaceae
Product: isoleucine--tRNA ligase, cytoplasmic
Exons: 27
Coding region: 159-3719 (1186 amino acids)
Biological process (GO): isoleucyl-tRNA aminoacylation
Molecular function (GO): ATP binding; aminoacyl-tRNA deacylase activity; tRNA binding
Source: RefSeq, a predicted model, not a curated record
UCUCUUUCAACUCCCUUUCGCUGUAGUCUCGUAAAACUGCCGCGAGAAUAAGUCCCCAUUCCAGUCGUUCCAAGCUUCAUUUCCUCUCCAUCUCUGCAAAAAACCUUACAAAAACCCUCAUUUUCCAAAACCGCCUCCAUUCCCAAAUCCCUUCCGCCAUGGAUGAGGUCUGCGAAGGAAAAGACUUCUCCUUCCCGAAGCAAGAAGAGAAGAUACUUCAGAUGUGGGAAGACAUCUCCGCCUUUGAGAACCAGCUCAAACGCACGGAAUCCAUGCCCGAGUACGUCUUCUACGAUGGCCCGCCCUUCGCCACGGGCCUGCCGCACUACGGUCACAUCCUCGCCGGCACCAUCAAGGACAUCGUCACCCGCUACCAGACGAUGAUCGGCCACCACGUCACCCGUCGGUUUGGGUGGGACUGCCACGGUCUGCCCAUCGAGUUUGAGAUCGAUACCAAGCUGGGGAUCAAGAGCCGGGAUGAUGUGCUCGCGAUGGGGAUCGGGAAUUACAAUGAGGAGUGCAGGAGCAUCGUCACGAGAUAUGUUGAGGAGUGGGAGAAGAUUGUCGCUAGGACGGGGAGGUGGAUCGAUUUCAAGAACGGCUACAAGACAAUGGAUCCAUGGUACAUGGAAAGCUUGUGGUGGGUUUUCUCAAAGCUCUACGAGAAGGGCCUGGUGUAUAGGGGGUUCAAGGUUAUGCCAUACAGCACUGGCUGCAAAACACCACUUUCGAAUUUCGAAGCUGGGUUGAACUAUAAGGAAGUAGAUGACCCUGCAAUCAUGGUUUCCUUUCCAAUAGUUGAUGAUCCAGAUAAUGCAGCUCUUGUGGCGUGGACGACAACACCAUGGACUCUUCCUAGCAAUCUCGCUCUUUGCGUCAAUGCAGAUUUUGUCUAUGUAAAGGUUCGGGACAAGUCAACUGGGUCAACAUACAUUGUUGCAGAAUCUCGGAUGUCCCAGUUGCCGAGCAAGAAAACCAAAUCAGACGCGCCCAAUGGGUCUGUUAAAGAUGCAAAACCUCCAAAUUCAAAGAGCAAGGGGUCCUCAAGUGAAAAAGUGAAGAGUGGAAUAGAUACUGGAUCCUAUGAGCUGCUGGGAAAAGUUUCAGGUGCUUCCCUGGUGAGGUUGAAGUAUCUGCCGCUGUUUGAUUAUUUCUCAGAGCUCUCAGAUGCAGCAUUCAGGGUUGUUUCAGACAACUAUGUUACUGAUGAUAGCGGGACUGGGGUUGUUCAUUGUGCUCCUGCAUUUGGUGAAGAUGAUUAUCGUGUCUGCCUUAAUUCAAAUAUUAUCCAGAAGGGUGAGGACCUAGUAGUAGCAGUUGAUGAUGAUGGGCAUUUUACUGGGAAAAUCUCUGACUUUAAAGGCCGCUAUGUGAAGCAUGCUGAUAAGGAUAUUAUAACUGCAGUGAAGGGAAAAGGCAGGCUUGUUCAUAUAGGAAGCAUUAAGCAUUCUUAUCCAUUUUGUUGGAGAUCAGAAACUCCUCUUCUUUAUAGAGCUGUUCCAAGCUGGUUUGUUGCGGUAGAAGAGAUUAAAGAGCAAUUGCUAGAGAGUAAUAAACAGACAUACUGGGUUCCUGAUUAUGUGAAGGAAAAACGUUUUCACAAUUGGCUGGAAAAUGCUAGAGACUGGGCAGUUAGUAGAAGUAGAUUUUGGGGUACUCCUCUUCCUGUGUGGAUUAGUGAAGAUGGCGAGGAGAAAGUUGUUAUUGAUUCAAUUGACAAACUUGAAAAACUUUCUGGCGUUAAGGUUACUGAUUUGCACCGUCACAAAAUUGAUCAUAUCACCAUUCCCUCCGAACGUGGCCCUGAAUUUGGCUUGCUUCACCGUGUCGAUGAUGUAUUCGAUUGCUGGUUUGAGAGUGGGUCCAUGCCUUAUGCUUACAUCCACUAUCCAUUUGAGAAUGUUGAACUUUUUGAAAAUAACUUCCCUGGACACUUUGUAGCCGAGGGGCUUGAUCAAACUCGUGGAUGGUUCUACACGUUAAUGGUGUUGUCAACAGCAUUAUUUGGAAAGCCCGCAUUUAAGAACCUCAUUUGCAAUGGUCUUGUCCUUGCUGAGGAUGGAAAGAAGAUGAGCAAAAGGCUGAAAAACUAUCCUUCACCUAUGGAAGUCAUAGGUGAUUAUGGAGCUGAUGCAUUGCGAUUAUACCUCAUCAAUUCGCCGGUUGUACGUGCUGAGCCUUUACGGUUUAAAAAGGACGGAGUGUAUGGUGUUGUGAAAGACGUCUUUCUUCCAUGGUACAAUGCAUAUAGGUUCCUUGUUCAGAAUGCAAAGAGGCUUGAGGUUGAGGGAUCUGCACCAUUUGUACCUACUGACCAAGUCACUCUUCAGACAUCAUCCAAUGUGCUUGACCAGUGGAUCAACUCUGCCACUGAGAGUCUUGUUCACUUUGUCCGCCAAGAAAUGGAUGCAUAUCGGUUAUACACAGUGGUACCAUAUCUUUUGAAAUUUAUUGACAACCUUACAAAUAUAUAUGUGCGGUUCAACCGUAAGAGGCUAAAGGGUCGCACUGAAGAAGAGGAUUGCAGGAUAGCGCUUUCAUCUCUCUACCAUGUUCUUUUAACUACGUGCAAGGCAAUGGCUCCAUUCACGCCAUUCUUCACAGAAGUUCUUUAUCAAAACUUGCGUAAGGUUUCAAACGGAUUGGAGGAAAGCAUUCAUUAUUGCUGUUUUCCUCAUGCAGGAGGAAAGAGGGAGGAACGCAUUGAACAAAGUGUUGCAAGGAUGAUGACUGUCAUUGAUCUUGCCCGAAAUAUUCGGGAGCGUCACAACAAGCCUCUGAAAACACCACUUAGGGAGAUGGUUGUAGUUCAUCCAGAUACAGACUUCCUUGAAGACAUCACUGGAAAACUUGGAGAGUAUGUGAGGGAGGAGCUAAAUAUCAGAUCAGUGGUUCCAUGCAAUGAUCCUUUGAAGUAUGCUUCUUUACGUGCUGAACCUGAUUUCAGUGUAUUAGGUAAACGUCUGGGAAAAGCGAUGGGUGCCGUCGCAAAGGAGGUCAAGGCCAUGUCUCAGGCUGACAUUAUAGCAUUUGAGAAAUCUGGAGAAGUUACCUUAGCCGGUCAUUGUUUGAAGUUGACUGAUAUUAAGGUUGUUCGUGAAUUCAGGCGGCCUGAUAAUGUGAUGGAGAAGGACAUAGAUGCAGCUGGAGAUGGUGACGUGUUGGUGAUCUUGGAUCUUCGUCCCGACGAGUCACUGUUUGAGGCUGGAGUUGCCCGCGAGGUCGUUAAUAGAAUUCAGAAAUUACGCAAGAAAGCUGGACUGGAACCUACUGAUAUGGUGGAGGUCUACUUUAAGUCACUGGAUGAUGAUAAAUCUGUUUUGGAUAAUGUUCUGAAUUCUCAGGAAAACUAUGUAAGGGAGGUGCUUGGUGCUCCUUUACUUCCCUCUGUGUUGACUCCACCAGAUGCUGUCAUACUCUGUGAGGAACAGUUCCACGGAAUUUCUGGAUUGUCAUUUGUUAUUAGCUUGACAAGGCCGACACUAUCAUUCAAUUCACAAGCUGUCCUCACACUAUAUUCAGGAAAUGAUAAGCAUGCCAAAGGUUUAAAGACGUAUUUGCUGUCAAGGGAUCACUCUAAUUUGAAGUCAGAAUUUCACCAAAGCAAUGGCAAGAUAAAGGUGGAUUGCAUUGAAGAUCAGCUUGCUGUGGAUGUGAUUUUAGGGCAACAUGUCUUUCUAACCGUUGGGGAUUGUUAUUUGAGUAAAAGAACAGACUAAAAUUCCUCCAUCGGAGGAGAAAAACAAGAGGAGAGAAAAUAAAGAAUUCUCAUUGGGUGUGAGAUUAUAUAUAGAAACAUUAUUUAAAUAUUUGUCAAAUACCUGUCAAUUUUUAGGCACACCCGAUACACAUUGGCUGUAGCAACAUCUUACAUAUUUGUUUUGUUGUAGAACACAAUUAAUUAAUUAAUAUCAUGAGAUUUUUGAGUCCCUA